AUGCAUCGCCAAACCAAUUCGCUCAAGCACCUGAAGUUUCUUUCCCAAAAAAUGUCUGUGGCACGGACACUGACGACCUUGUCCGUCCGGCGGGGCGAGCGCGAGCUCGUGGCGCCGGCGAGGCCCACGCCCUACGAGUUCAAGGUGCUCUCCGACAUCGACGACCAGGAGGUCCUCCGUUUCUACCGCUCCGGCGCUUUCUUCUACCGCGGCGACGCCUCCAAGUCCGGCAUUGACCCGGCGAAGGCCAUCAAGUCGGCUAUCUCGGAGGCGCUCGUGCACUACUACCCUCUCGCCGGCCGGUUCCGGGAGCUCCAGCCGACGAGGAAGCUCGUGGUCGAGUGCACGGGCGAGGGCGUCGUGUUCGUCGAGGCGGACGCCAACGUCCGGAUGGAAGACUUUGGAGACUCAGUGGCGCCGCCGGUGCCGUGUUACGAUGAGCUGUUGCCCGAGCAGGAGAGCGCGACCGCCGUUGUCGUCGACCGGCCUUUGCUCUUUGCUCAGGUGACGCGGCUGACGUGCGGCGGCUUCGUCUUCGGGUUCCAGAUAUGCCACUGCAUCGCCGACGGCCCGGGGAUCGUGCAGUUCCUGACGGCGCUGACGGAGUUCACCCGCGGCGUGCCGGGCGCGCCGACCCUGUGCCGGAGGCCCCUCGGCGAGGCGCUGCGGCUGCUGCUGGAGGCCAAGGCACGGGCGGAGCAGGAAGGGUACGUGCAGUCGGUGGCCGGCUUCAACGCGGCGCACAGGAGGCCGGCGUUCCCCAAGGCCCGGACGUACCUCAUCUCGGACAUGACCCAGGGGGGGAUGAUGGCGGUGGACUUCGGGUGGGGCACGCCGGUGUACGGAGGCCCGGCGACGAUCAUUCUGGCCACGUUCCAUCUGGAGGGGAGGAACGAGGCCGGUGAGGCAGGCGUCAACGUGCCGACGAGGUUGCCGGUGCUGGCGCUGGAGCGGCUGAAGGUGGAGGUGAGCAAGGGGCUCAUUACGGUCAGCGGUGGGACUGUCAGUGAACCUGAUGCGGACAAGAACAAGUCAGCCUUGGUUUCUGGUCACACUCUCGCAAAGCUGUAG
Triticum dicoccoides is the source of this 1071-nucleotide messenger RNA. Its product is annotated as benzyl alcohol O-benzoyltransferase-like. NCBI's taxonomy places the organism in Eukaryota, Viridiplantae, Streptophyta, Magnoliopsida, Poales, Poaceae. The transcript is spliced from 2 exons. Bases 1 to 1071 code for a protein of 356 amino acids. The record is from RefSeq and is a predicted model, not a curated record.